Molecule: messenger RNA, 6979 nt
Organism: Anguilla rostrata (American eel)
Lineage: Eukaryota; Metazoa; Chordata; Actinopteri; Anguilliformes; Anguillidae
Gene: kdm7ab
Product: lysine (K)-specific demethylase 7Ab
Biological process (GO): protein demethylation; regulation of transcription by RNA polymerase II
Molecular function (GO): transcription coregulator activity; histone demethylase activity
Source: RefSeq, a predicted model, not a curated record
ACUUGAUUCCUGCGUUGUUUGGGGACAGUAGGAAGAUGGCGGCGGCCCCGCUGUACUGUGUCUGCCGGCAGCCCUAUGAUGUGAGCCGGUUUAUGAUUGAAUGCGACAUUUGUAAGGACUGGUUUCAUGGCAGCUGCGUCCAAGUGGAGGAGCACCAUGCUGUGGACAUCGAUGUCUACCACUGUCCCAACUGCGAUGUACUGCACGGACCCUCUUUGAUGAAGAAGAGGAACAACUGGCACCGGCAUGACUACACUGAGCCAGACGACGGCACCAAGCCCGUGCAGGCCGGCACCUCUGUGUUCGUGCGAGAGCUCCGUGCUAGAAGCUUCCCCAGCGGCGAUGAGAUCUUGGUCCGGAUGCACGGGAGUCAGGUGACCCAAAAGUACCUGGAGAAGCAGGGCUUCCAGUACCCCAUCGCGCUGAGCAAGCCGGACGGCCUGGGCCUCCGCCUGCCCCCGCCCACGUUCUCCGUCAGGGACGUGGAGCAGUACGUCGGAAGCGACAAAAUCAUCGACGUCAUCGACGUGGCCCGGCAGGCGGACAGCAAAAUGAAGCUGGGCGAGUUCGUGAAGUAUUACUACAACCCCGAUCGGCCAAAGGUCCUCAACGUCAUCAGCCUGGAGUUCUCCGACACCAAGAUGGCGGAGCUGGUGGUGGUGCCGGACAUCGCGCAGAAGAUGUCCUGGGUGGAGAACUACUGGCCCGACGACUCCUUCUUCCCCAAGCCCUUCGUGCAGAAGUACUGCCUCAUGGGGGUGAAGGACAGCUACACGGACUUCCACAUAGACUUCGGGGGCACCUCUGUGUGGUACCACGUGCUCUGGGGCGAAAAGAUUUUUUACUUGAUAAAGCCGACGCCGGCGAACCUUGCACUAUACGAGGCGUGGAGCUCGUCCCCCAACCAGAGCGAGGUGUUCUUCGGGGAGAAGGUGGACAAGUGCUACAAGUGUGUGGUGCGGCAGGGAACCACCCUUCUCGUUCCCACAGGAUGGAUCCAUGCCGUUCUCACCUCUCAGGAUUGCAUGGCGUUUGGGGGCAACUUCCUUCACAACCUUAACAUAGGCAUGCAGCUCAGGUGUUAUGAGAUGGAGCGGCGGCUGAAGACGCCCGACCUCUUCAAGUUCCCCUACUUCGAGGCCAUCUGCUGGUACGUGGCCAAGAACCUGCUGGAGACCCUGAAAGAACUGCGCGAAGACAGCUGCCAGCCUCCAGCCUACCUGAUGGAGGGGUUGAAAGCUUUAACUACUGCACUGAAGAGCUGGCUGAAGCGAGAGGCCACGGAACCGGCCAGCGAGGUUCCGGAUCACAUCAGGCCCAACCAUCUGAUAAAGCUCACAAAGGAAAUCCGCUACCAGGAGGAGGAGCAAGGCGGCGGCGGCGGCGGCGGCGGUGGAGGUAAGCCGGCGAAAUCUCAGGGAAGCGGAACGUGCCCCACGACGCGGUGGACGCAGGAGCGGGGGUCCCACUCGCGGCGGACGGCCCGGAGGCUGCGGGACCACCACGCCCCCAAGACCCCCUCCAACCUGGACAUCCUGGAGCUCCACACGCGGGAGGUGCUGCGGAGGCUGGAGGUGGAGCCCUUCGAGGAGGACAUCCCCUUCAGCUCCCGGGUGAACGGGAAGUUCAACAAGGCCUCCACAGCGUCAGCGGCCGCCAUGGAGAGCAGCCUGGCCAGCAACCUGCGUCUGGUGCUGUGCAACGGCAAAAUAAUCAGAGACCAGCGGCAGCCUUCCAGAGAGAAGAGCGCGCGGACGUCGGACGGCGAGCGGGCGGCGGGCUCGCAGAGGGACGCCGCCAGGACGAGGGCGGAGAGCGGCGAGCCGGGGGGGCGGGGACACCACGGCGCCGCGGACCGGGACAAGAAGCCCAGACACCUCAGCGUGUUUUUGGAAAGCAGGAAAUCGGAACUCAGGAAAGGAGGGUCGUCAGGGCACUCUGAGGCGUCUGACUCGGGGUCUGACGACAGCUGCACUACACAGCAGAAAGACUCUUCAGAGGAAGAUUCAGGGAGCUCGGAGGAAGAGGAGGAGGAGGAUGAUGAGGAGGAGGAGGAGGAGAAGGUGGUGUCCUCACAGUGCGAGGCCCGAGGAGGCUCAGGGCGCUUGCCAGAUCAGUACCAGGCCAGUCAGAGACACCGGCACCACGGCAAACCACUCAAAAGAGAACGUCCUACCUCGCCAAGCACAGAAGAGGCUAUUCAGGGCAUGCUGUCCAUGGCAGGGCUGCUGUGUCCGCAGCGGCCAGAGGAGGGCGCCACCUCUCAGGAUCCCUGGUGGUCCAGCCCGGCCCGCCGCUCGCCAAACUGUGGUGAGGAAGAGGAGAGCCGAGGAGAGUCCACCCUCAGCCAGGGUGAGAUUCACCUGGAGGCGGAGCUCCACCAGAGGAUCCAGGGCAGCAAGAGCUCCAUAGACAGCCAGGGCAGUGGUGGCAGCGGCGGCAGCAGCAGCAGCAGCAGCAGCAGCGAGGCGUGGUCCAAUCACGGGCUCUCGCCGAACCGCUCCACCCCGCCGCGCCGGGACACCAGCCCGGGGAUAGACUACCAGUACAGCGAGACCUCCCUGUCCCCUCCCCUGCACCCUUCCAAAAGGCCCGCCUCCAACCCCCCGCCCAUCAGCAACCAGGCCACGAAAGGCAAACGUCCCAAGAAGGGCAUGGCCACCGCCAAGCAGAGACUGGGGAAGAUCCUCAAACUGAGCCGGCACAGUCGCUUCUUUGUGUAGCGCCCUGAAAAAGAGACAGGAAGUGAAGACACUGUUGUUUCCAGCCUGAGCUGGGAAAGGAAACCCGUACCACCCCCCACCCCCCCCCCUCCCCAUGUUGGUAUAUCGGUUUUAGCCGUGGAGAGACAAGUGCUAUGCUAUAGGAAUUACUGCCUAGACAGACCUUGAACACUAGCUCACGCUCACUGUGUAAGUUUAAGUGACAGGGUAUCAGAUUUUCACUAGCAGGUGCAUGGCUUCCCCACAUAAGCUUGGGCCCGCACACGAAAACACACACACACGGGCAGGCAUACACACAUGCACACUCACUCAGAGGCAUGUGUGUGUGCACGGGCAUACACACACACACACUCACUCAGAGGCAUGUGUGUGUGCACGGGCAUACACACACACACACACUCACUCAGAGGCACACACGCACGCUCACACCGAUGGAAACACAACAGACCAGACAGAGCCCAGAACCUGAAGCCAUGGAAAUGAGCAGGGAUCAUAGAUGUUUUCGCUAGGAUAGAUUUGAUCUCGGCGGAAAUCCAGCUUCAAGCGGGGGGCGUUCCGAAUUCCGCAGAAACGCCGUAGCGGAAGCUGAUCCUGGAUCAGCCGGACGUCAUCAGCUGGCCCCGGCAUCCGAGAUCACCCCCCGAGAAACAUCGUCCGGGAUUGAAUUGAACCAACCCUUUGUAUUGAUACUACAACAUUUGCAUCUUGGCCACAGGCAACUUGUAUUUCCCGAAGCUUUUUCCACCUGCUUUUUAUGACUUAGGUAUUGCCCCCCUGCCCCCUCCCCCUCAACAAAUCACUGUAACAUCAAGCAAACCUACUGCACUAACGCCAAGAAUAGCAUGUGGGGCCUGCUUGCUUAUUCAUGCUACCUGAGUGGGAUUUGGAUUUCCGGUUCUGUUCGUGGGACUGUUCGAGACUGUUCGUCUUGUGCUGGGACACCCGUCUCCAGGAAAAAAAAAAAGAAGGGUGCUAAGGUGAGGAACUGAUAUUUUAAAAUGGUGCUCAAGUUUGUAAUACCCCCUCCCCCACCCACCACCAUCACAUUCACGCCAGCAAUAAUGCAGAAAGGAGGGAUGAGGCUGACGCGCAGCACUCUUAGAAAGUUCCGGUCUUCCCUGCUGUCACAGGGUUUACGGUAACGGAAGAGAGUGGAUUUCAGGAACGCGAUCUGCGUUCCCCUCGAACGCGGUCACUUUCGGGGCUUCGCAAACGUACCUCAUUGUCACGCAUUCUGUCCGGCGAUGUCCCGCCGUCUGUCCGCACGUCCCUUUCAGUGCUUGUUCGUGUUCGCUGGGAGUCUCCUGGCUCAAUGUCUCAAUCAAGUUUUUCAGCCUGAGAGAAAGCCAUAUGCAGCUAUGUUGCCAAGCCAUAUCGCCGUGGCAUUGCUUUAAAAUGAACGGUGUGGUGUUUCUAUGGGAUAGUUCUCUGUGGUACAGGUCACAUAUUUUUUUUUUUUUUUUCGUUUGUAAAUUUACUGUAAAAACCCAAGCUACAAAAGGUGAUGGAGCUGAAAGAGUGGAGAGUUUUGCUUUUAGGCAGAAUGACGACAGAAUAUCAAAUGAACUCCUCUGGCGCCCCCUAUCUGACAGACAGUGGAAGACAGGAGCUUUUUGGAGUGCUGCUGUGAAAAUGUUUUUAAAACAGCAAAAAAAAAAGAGGUUUACUUUGUUUAAAGCAUUAAAUGAUGUUGAAGCAUUAAAUAGUGUAUAGAGAAAUGACAGACAGAAAUCAUUUUCGGCUUAAUUUAUUUUUCUUUUUUUCCUUUUGGUGUUUGUUUCAAUGUUUAUUUUUGAUGGCUUUUGAAUGGAUGUAUUUAUUAUUAUUAAAAUAAGGUGAGCUGUAUUCUGUUUUAAUGUGAAGCCUCCACAUUUAGGGAUAGCAGUAGAAAGGGAUCAUUUUUCCUCAAGUUCUCAUAUACCCAUCCCGUUGAAAACAUGGCCUAUCUUGAUGUGAUAAUGAUCAAUCCAACAGCGAUCACUGUUGAGUAGCAUUAUAGGUCACAACAUGCUUUCUCUAGUUUUGGCUUCUAAUCUUUCUUUUGGGUGUAUUUUGUGAAUUAACACAAUUCUGAUCGUGAAUUACUGGUGUUCUUGCUUUCCUUAUGAGCCUAACAUUGCUUUUUUAUAUUUGUGUCAUGUCUGUUUAAUAUGGUUUUAAUACCUAUCCACCUGGCUGUUUUAGCAUUUAGUCUCUUGAGCAGUAUGGGUUGUGUACCACAGAUGUGUUGACCGUGAUUCCACACUUCCUCCAGACGGGACAAAGAGAAGACGGUUUGAGUUUUUUUGUAUUCUGUUUUUAACCAGAGUGGCCUGUUUUAAGAAGAGUUGGAACGUUUGUUUCCUGGUUUCUCAAGUAAUGAUGUCUAGAAGAUACGUUUGUGCUAACACUGAGUGCUCGUGCACUGGGUGUAUUUAUGGCUACUGAUUCGGCUAUUGAAAGAGAUGGAUCUCCACUUUAACCCAUAUCAUAUUUAUCAGUAUUUUUCCUUGGGAGCCCAGGCAUCGAACCGCAUGUUAAUCUAGAAAUGUGUAUUUUUUAAAAACGCGGUGCCAGUUCUGUCACAGUGUGGGGUGCACCACUCAGUCAGAACUCCAGUGCGUUUUCCCUUUCCCAGUCCAUUCUACGCUGGCUUUUGAGCCCUCAGGUAACUGUAAUUGAGAAUUUGAAUCCCUGUGGCAGAAAAUGUUGGAUUUGGUCCUGGUUUUAUUUUAUUUUUUUCCAGAAUUGGGAUUCCCAUGAUCUGGUGCUUUUUGGUCAGUGUUUGUAUUGAGAACUUCUUCUCAGGGACAGAUUCCGCUGUCAAAAGACCUCCGAUUUCGUCACCAGCAGCGAGCAGCGAGCCAAUAAACACUUCUCCAAUAUCCAUGUACGACCUCCAGCAACCUUUAACUCCUCAUAACAUUGUGUGCCUGUAUCAUAGACUUCACCGGCCUCGCUUCAUGUUGUGUGUUUGUCCUCGUGAUAUGAGAAACUGCAUAUAGGUAGUCUUCCUUCACUACGACAGUUUUAUGUGUGCGUGUGUGAACUCCAAGGAAAUCUCGAAUCUUCCCAAACCUACUUUUGGACGAGGAAUUGACACAUUUCGUUCUAUCCUGCUGGGUGCCAUUUGUCUUUCGAUUUUGCAGCAAAGCGCAAGAUUCUAACCGAUCUCCGAUCCAACGAUGUGCAAGGACAAAGUUGCCUGGUGCUCAAACUGCUCUUGAUCCAUGCUUUUUGACGUCUGUUGAGAUUUAAAAUGUUUUUGCGUGCCACUGCAUACGUGUAUUCAUGCGGAAAACAAACCUCUCUCGUUUGACCUGUUGACACGUGUCUGUUGUUAAAUAUUGCGUUUCUGUACAGAGAACACAAAAGGCUAGCUUAGCGGCCUCCGAUGAUGUCAGGACGGACAGUUAACCCAUCCCGCGGACUCACGAACCUGCUGCCUGCCGAGACGUAUUGCACUAAUUUCAUCCAGGCUUAAGCUAGUGUAGCUGUCACCUUUGAACGACACCAGACUCAAAGUCCCCCGGUUCAAAGUGUGACUUCCAGCCUGCUCGCAUGCCCUGUAUUAAGCUCUCGUUAGCGCAAGGUGCUAGCUGUUUGGCCUGUUAAGCAGCCCUUGCGGGGAACUCAGUGCUAAUGCUCAAGCAUUUCGCUUCGACGCAUCCCAAGCUAAUGAAAAAAUACGCUUGAUUUAAUUUUAUCCUAUGAGGAAAAAAUUAAAGCUACACUGAAGAGCUGAACGGGCAUUUUCUUGUUCCUUUUUUUCUUUCCACCAUUCAACCGGAUUAUCUCAUGACACUAGUUUCGUUUUCCACACGUUUGCUGGUCAUACACCUUUUGGUAAUCAUGUAACUGACCUGCAGGCGGGAUGUUUUAUAUGCAGUACUAUUAAUUGUACAGUAUUUAUUUGGCUUUGGCAUUUGUUUUUGAUCAUUGUGAAUGGAAGUAUUGAUGGUCAUGGUGUGUACUUUUCCUUUACCUUGAUUCCUUCAGUCAUUUGGAUGUUUUUAAAUGUUGUUUUUCAUAUUUGAUUUUUAAAAAACGAGAAGUGUAGAUCUUUGUUAACCAUUGCAAUGCAUCUUGAAUAUUAAUUUCUGCAUCUCAGAAUGGGCCUGUAAAUAUUAAAAUAAGAUUUCUUAGUCAAUUUUGUUUCUGGUUGUGUUGUUUCACUAGCCCUUUGGCCAGGACUCAAAAAUUGUUUGAAAUUGACUUUGUUUAAAUAAAUUUUAAAAAUUAAAUUUCCAAAAUAAAAUAAAAGCAAUCAAACUGUU